AGGUGUCUGAGACUUCAGUCCAGCACCGGCAGCUAAUCCACCAACAGACGCAGGAAAGUGACGGCACGUGUGUGUAUGUGGGUCUCGUUCUCCUUCACACACACUUCAGAGCACUUUUCAGGAUACUAGCUGUUUCCUGCUGUCCUUUCAGCCCUUCACACACACACACACACACACACACACACACACACACACACACACACACGCCCACACACACUCCUCUUGGCUUUAGGCUAUCGACAUCAGGCACCAUUUCGGCCCCGGCCAGAGUGACCCUGGCCACCCAGCCGCUCCCGCGCCUUGGUUUGGGCAGGAAGAGCCUGGCAGCAGCGGCUGUAGGUGUUAUGCUGCUCCUGGUGCUCGUGGUACUCAUCCCGGUGCUGGUGAGCUCCGUAAGCACCGAUGCCGGCCAGUACGAGAUGCUGGGUGCUUGCCAUAUGGUGUGUGACCCCUACCUGAGCAGCAAAAGUGCUGUGACGGGUCCAGCGGGUUCGGGCUCCGAGGCGCCGCCGCCACCCUCCACGCUCGUCCAGGGGCCGCAGGGGAAGCCGGGACGGCCGGGCAAACCCGGACCUCCAGGGCCACCCGGGGAGCCAGGCCCCCCGGGUCCAAUGGGGCCCCCGGGGGACCGAGGAGAAAGAGGGGACCGCGGCACGAGCGGCAUCAACGGAGCUAUCAGCACGGUGACGUACAGCACACAGCCACGCGUUGCUUUCUACGCCGGACUCAAGAACCCGCACGAGGGCUACGAGAUACUCAAAUUUGACGACGUUGUCACAAAUCUGGGCAACAACUAUGACGGCGCAUCGGGGAAGUUCAUCUGUAGCGUGCCUGGCACUUACUUUUUCAUCUACCAUGUGCUGAUGCGUGGAGGCGACGGCACGAGCAUGUGGGCCGACCUCUGCAAAAACGGACAGGUGAGAGCAAGUGCGAUCGCUCAGGACGCCGACCAGAACUACGACUACGCCUCCAACAGCGUCAUCCUGCACCUGGAUGCUGGAGACGAGGUCUACAUUAAACUGGACGGAGGGAAAGCCCAUGGUGGCAACAACAACAAAUACAGCACGUUCUCCGGGUUCAUCCUGUACGCCGACUGAAUCUCAGACCUCGAGGUACAAGAUGAAGAAGAUGGACACGGAGACGGCUUUAUCGUCCGAGCGCUUCUUUUGUUUUCCCUUCACAGGAUCAUCUUGUUGCUACAAUCAUCGUAUUUUUUAUUUAUUGAUUGAAUAGUCGGUUUGUCGGAUUGCAGACUCUAGUACGAGACUUAGUGAACAGUGGGUGCUCUUUCUGCUCUAUAAAUCUUAAUGACAACAAAAAGCGAAAGACCUUCGAGACUCCAGCAGGACUUUCUGAGUGGCAGAGAUCUUUUUUUGUCAUCGUCGCAUCCUGUAUGAUGUGUCUCCUCAUCACGUCUCAUCUUCCGUCCAACAGAUAUAUAUCGACGAGAUGCGAGAAUGACCCGAGAUGCCUGUCCCUUAUAGACAGAAAAAAAACAGCAAAAAAAAAGAAAAGAAAAUAUUUUUCGAAGGCUUGCUUUAUUAACUAAAGGGAUCGUUUGAGAUUGAGUUUAGUCUAGUUCAAAUCCUAUUUCAGAUGAUUGAAAAAAUGCUUGUGCGAUUUGGAAGAAAUUGUGCCAUCCUUAGCGCUUUUUUUCCCUUUUUCUUCUUCCCCUCCCUUUCCUGAAUAAGUGAAGAUUGCCAUUGCGGUUGAUGUUUUAUCCAGCGUGCCAUGAUAUGUCUGGUGCAGAUUGUGAGUCGGUGUCGCUGCCCCUAAUGGACGGUUUGGGAAACACAAAGGACGCGAUUUACUCUUUUAUUUCUGUUUCUCCGUCCAUCCGUUAGACGAGAAUCCGUGUACGUUGUGGUUAUUAGAUUUUUUGAUUAGUAAUUGAAAAACUAAAUGUGAAUUACGACGCCUUGAAUGCUUCAAUGUUUCGGAGACACACACAAAAAAGAGAAAAAAGAAAAUUACUUAUUUAUAAAAAAAAUUCUAAUCCUUUAAUCUCACAAUACCAAAUAUGAUUAAUGAUCUAAACUGCACAAUAUUUCUAAUCUAAUAUCCAAUCUAAUCUAUAAUCCAAUCUAUUGAAGGUCUUUCUUAGGAAAAAAUAUCCACUCUUGAACCUUUUGCACUAAUAAUAAAUUACACAAUACAAAUUAGAGCAGUAUUUUCAGACAUCGCAGACAAUCCAGUAGAACUUGGGGCAUGGGGGCAAGGCGGGGCAAUAAGGCAGCGUUGUUCUGCAACAAGCAUGUGAAGAUUGUAUGUGUGGUUUAACAUUGUAAGAAGAGGACAUGUGUGGGACUCUCAUUUCCUGUCCCUCUCUGGUUGCUUUUUAAAAGCAUGCAAUGAUCCAUAUAAACUUGAAGCGAUUCCAAAAUGUUGGACGAAGCCACUGAUGGAUUAUGUGCUGAUGGUUGAUCAGUUAUUUUACAUCCGGGUAAUUCAAGUGUCCCACAAUCUCAAAUUCAAAGUCAAACAAUAAGAUUCCAAGAAAUUAAGCUAUAUAAAAAAAGUAAUAUGCCCAGUUAUUUUUAAACAACAAAUUAAUGAAUGCGAUGUACAAGAAUAAUGAGUGCUGAUUCUUCCAUGAGUCCAGGCCCAAGAGUUCACUUAGUUUAUAUUUAUGUUCCAGGUAUGUUCAUGUAGUCCAACCCCCCCAAAAAAAGAAAGAAAGAAAGAAGGAAAAACUGUUACACUGAGUUUUAAAGACCUAAAACAACAUAAGUACACUUUUAGUACAAAUAAUUUCAUUAAUCAGAAAAAGCAGUAAAAUUUGGUCAAAUAGAGAUUAUUUAGGACGGAAAACCAACUAAAAAGAUAAAAGUUGGGUUACACCAAAAUAGCCAAACCUAAACACCGAUGCAUCCGAACACAUUGAGCUUCAACAGAAUACCGGAGAAAAUGUCAUUAGUGUGGAUAUUUGGUGACUGAUUCAUAAUGUACUUUAUAUAUAAAAAAAAUGUACAAUUAUAUAUUAUUUCUUUCUUUAAAUAUUAAUUUAAGCAAUAUUUAGCAAUCGCCUCUGCCAGCAAGCAGUUCCUGACCUCACUGAUUAUUGAUAUUACGCUCUUGUGGUUUUCUUCAAUCUGACACAUUUAAAGGAACAUUUAUUGAAUUUAGCAGUUAUUCAACUGAGCUCUUGAGGGUUAAGGGCCCAAGGGCAUAACAUCAGCCUCUUAGUGGUGCUGAGAUUUGAACUCAUAACCUUCAAAUCCAAAGUCCAACAUUUUAACCACUUGAUUAUUUGUAGGCAGGAUAACUUCGGUAAUGCUGUCACAGACCCCUGUCUAUGCAUCACAUGACCUCUGGAGUUCCUCUAUGGCCCUCACUGAGACCCACUCACUAGAUGACCAGGCACUUAGAACCAACAGUUCUCUUGAUAUUUAAUGAGCAACACCAUAACACCAUAAGAACCUCUUAGACCAGUUUUCAAUGACCUCUGAUGGCUUUCGUAUAUAUUUUACCUUCAAACCCUAUUCAGAGUACAGGGUAAAAUCGGGACCACACAGUUGAUGGAUCCAUCAACUGGUAUUUAACAUUCCAUCUAGAGGGUCUGUUCAGACAUCGGACAUUAGACAUUGUCCCAUGGAUAUAUAAGGAGAAAAGCUUCUCCUGACAAGGAAUGGUCCUAGUAUUCUGAAGUGGUUCUACUUUUUUAAUCUAUUAUACAUUUCAACAAAGAACUAAUGCUGUUCUUGGUCUAUUCUGGGUGGUUUUUCUGUAAAGUCUGGUUCUUGUUCUUGAACUUUGAACAAGGAAUACAAGGACUAGAAUUAGGGUUCAGGAGAAAAGACCAACAUCCACACCACUGGAAAAAAUAUAAUACCCUUUAUGGGUUCUUUCAUUAUCCCAUUGUGCAAACUCUUCUAGGUCAUAGAUUCAAAAAGAUUAUACGUGGAACCCUUUCCUGGAAGAACAUUUAACAUCUAAUGAAUCCCUACAGAAGCCCAAUUUUGAAAGAGUGCACACUUUUUUUCAAGCCUAAAUGUAGUGUCUAUAAUCAAACAACUAUCUUUCUAAAAUAAAUUGAAUUACAAACUUUUAAUUAUCCAAGUGAACCCAUAAAGAAGUCUUGUAGAAGUGUUCACAAUCUUCACUUUGUCACUGAAGAGUUUUAAAGGUUCCACAAUGAACUCUGAAUAAUCCACUGAGCCCAUAAAGAACCCUUAAGGAACCUUUUUUCCCAAGUUUUAACAAAACGUUUCCCUUUUUUUUUUCGUCAGUAGCUGUCUCUCUCUCUCUCUCUCUCUCUCUCUCUCUCUCUCUCUCUUCAUUCUCCCCUUUGCUUGGCCUUUUCUAAAAGAACCUUGUUUGUAUAAUACACAUGUUAAUAAUCAGCUGAACCUGUUGUGGACAUGAAGUUUUUUGAAAUCGCACCCUUGUGUAAAUUUGGACAGUGGCUCUUAAAAGGCAAACUAUAAAUAAUAAAUAACUAUCAUAUCUAAAGACGUUUUUCCCCAGAGAGUUCUUGCAUACCCCUGUAGCAACUAUUCUAUGUCCCGGUACAUGGCUGCAACCUUGUGAUUGGGGACCUCUGAUCUGGAUGGACACCUUUAAGGUUCUACACUAAAACUGUGAACAGGGUUUUUUUUUACGUCGCAAUGAACUCAAUUUCGUUCAAGGAAUAGCGUUUUAUCAGUACAUGUGAAUGCAGCAGAUGAAAUACAGGGUCAAACCAAAAAGAUUUGACUUCCAGGUAGAAGAUGGGAAGAAACAUAAGGAGAGAAAUGAGAUUUAGGUUCAAUCGACUGUCAGAUGACUGCAAAAAAAUCCUUUCAGGAAUAAUAGGAAUGAAUGUCAGAACUUUUUAAAUUAUUAAUGGUAAUUAAUGCAGUCGAAUGAUCAAUAUAAAUAAAUAAUUAACAAUAAAUAAAUAUAAAAAAAUACAAAUAUACAUUUAACAUAUAUACAUAACACUUUCAGUUCCCAAAUAAAUAAAUGAAUAAAUGAACAAAUAAACACACAAAUAAAUAAAUAAAUAAAUACGGCUUCAGUCUUUUUUUUUUUCAUCGUCCAACCAAACUCAUAUAAAAGUACCCAUGCAGGCCCAGUUGCCUUCUCUCAGGUACACAGUUGCGUGUUUGGAGUUGUAAAGUUAUUCGAGAACCUUUCGAGAGCUCUUCGCAGCCGUAAUCUCGACUUCGGCGGAACUCGGUCGCACUUCAUUUUUAGCGCUUUCACACAUUUCAGUCUGUUAGUCCAAUUUAGAGCAAAAAAACAAAAAAAAUACAAAGAUAUUUCUGGAUUGUACGCAUCGGGUACUCGGUUUGGUUUCACACCGUAGGUAAUUAAAUAAAUGGGAAAAGAAAUACUCAAGAAAAAAAGAAUAUAAAAUCACAGCAUUACCCCAGAGAGAACACAGAUAAUGAUUAGGAGCUGAUACUAAUAAAGUAAUAAUAACGUAUUUAAAUAAUUAGUUGAAACGAUUUUGUGCAUCACAUCAGGGGUUUUUGUUUUGGGUUUUUGGUUCAGUCUUAAUGUCCACAAUCAAAGUGUAUUGAGCUGCAUGAUAUGGAUCUUAUUUACACUCUGUAUACAUUAUAUGGCCUAAAAUUGGACACCUGACCUCAAGAUUAAUGUGAUUUUUGAACAACAUAUUCAACAAUUAGUCUCCAUUUGCUGUUAUAAUAAUCUCCACUCUUCUCAGAAGAUGUUCAACUAGAUUUUGUGGGGAUUUGUGUGAUUCAUUCGGCCACAAUGGUUUUAUUAAAGACAAAUAUUGUUGCAGAUGGGAUUAGGAGGCCUGGUUUGCAGUCAUCAUGAAAUAUUCAUCCUAAUAGGAUUGAAGCUCUUUAGCAGGAGAUCUUCCAGUCCAACCCAUGCAAGCAUAUCUUCAUGUAGCUAGCUUUGUACACAGGGGCAUUGCACAUGCUGGAACAGGUUUGGGUCUUAUAGUUCAUGUGAAGGAAUAAUGUCAUGCUACAGCAUCCAUAGGCGUCUUAUACAAUUGUGUGUCUUCAGCUUUGGGAAGAAGAACAUAUGGCUGAAAAAGUCCCAAUACUUUUGUCCAUAGAGUGUCAAAGUCAAAUACACUUCCUCAGACCAAUUGAAGCCAAUUGAUGCCAGUUCACUCGGAAAUGUUCUCAUUGUUCUGUAUGCAGGUCUGCAGUAAUGCAGUGUCCUGUUGCUGUUUGUACGCGUGCCGGUGUUUAAGUGCAGGUUAAACCGCUGUGUGACCUCUGACCUCAGAGAACAAAAACAGAGACAAGGAGACAAAAUAAAGUAGAAAAAGAAGUUCAUCUCCUCCUGCGGCAUCACCACGGGUCACUUCCACACACUCGCGGCGGGACGCUGAUGUGAAACGACAGGGUGACAGUCUGCGACCGAAUGAAGCUGAUCUGUUCAAAUUGUGUGUGUGUGUGUGUGUGUGUGUGUGUGUGUGUGUGUGUGUGUGUGUGUGUGUGUGUGUGUGUCUGUGUGUGUGUGUGUCCAGACAAGCCUUCAUGCAUGCACAGAAAAUCUCCUCAGCCACAUCACUGACAGCUGAUCUCACACACACACAUUACAGCCAUGUUCUAAUCAGCCAAUGAUAUUGCAGUGUGAGGGAGGAAAGACAUCAGUCUACUGAGAAGAAAUAAGGACAAUAAAGCUGUGAGAGAGAAGGAAAGGUACACGUUUGCUGGUCUGACUUCAGUUCUCUUUUUCAAAAAUGUAAAUGAAUUUCAUUAAUAAAGGUGACUU
Silurus meridionalis is the source of this 6687-nucleotide messenger RNA. It is a transcript of the gene c1ql1l2, whose product is annotated as C1q-related factor. Gene Ontology annotation, molecular function: protein binding. Bases 345 to 1097 code for a protein of 250 amino acids. The record is from RefSeq and is a predicted model, not a curated record. Lineage: Eukaryota; Metazoa; Chordata; Actinopteri; Siluriformes; Siluridae. The transcript has 2 exons.